CCACUUCUUGAUGCCUGAAUUGGCUUUCCUGGAGGCAACACUUCCUGUCUGUGACUGACAAGAAGGACUGUUUCUGGAAGAAAUCAUUCCUGUUUUCAGCUUUGUAUGCUGCCUUUAUAUUUGGUGGUCGGCACCUUAUGAAUAAACGAGCAAAAUUUGAACUGAGGAAACCACUAGUGCUCUGGUCCCUGAGCCUUGCAGUCUUCAGUAUAUUCGGUGCUCUUCGAACUGGUGCUUAUAUGCUGUACAUUUUGAUGACCAAAGGGCUGAAGCAGUCAGUUUGUGACCAGAGUUUUUACAAUGGACCUGUCAGCAAAUUCUGGGCUUAUGCAUUUGUGCUAAGCAAAGCACCUGAACUAGGAGAUACAAUAUUCAUUAUUCUUAGAAAACAGAAGCUCAUCUUCCUACACUGGUACCACCAUAUUACCGUGCUGCUUUAUUCUUGGUACUCUUAUAAGGACAUGGUGGCUGGCGGUGGCUGGUUCAUGACAAUGAACUAUGGCGUGCACGCAGUCAUGUACUCUUACUACGCCUUGAGGGCUGCUGGCUUCAGAGUUUCACGCAAGAUUGCCAUGUUCAUCACCUUAUCGCAGAUCACUCAGAUGUUGAUUGGCUGUGUAGUUAAUUACCUGGUCUUCUCCUGGAUGCAACAGGGCCAGUGUCAUUCCCAUGUUCAGAACAUCAUCUGGUCUUCUCUCAUGUACCUCAGCUAUUUUGUGCUAUUCUGCCAUUUCUUCUUUGAGGCCUACAUCGGCAAAACCAGGAAAGCAAGGAAGGCUGACUAGUGAUAGAAACAAGAUGGAAGCCAUAGCUCAGGGUCAUCAAGAAAAACAAAAGUAAAGAAAAAAAAUGGCACAAGGAAACACAUGUACGGUGCAGCUAAAACUCAGCAGCUUAGGGAAAGUCAGCUUGGUUUAACCCAGUAAGUUCAUGAUCCUAUCAUGGUGAGGACUCACUGAAUUUUACCCCUUCUCAAAGGACUGCUGAUGAAAGACAUCUUCUUUCUUGUACCUGUCUGCUCUCAAAAAAAAAGAAAAAAGAAAUAAAUAGAAGCAAGGGAGAAUAACAUUGUGAAAAACACAUAUUAAAUAAGCAUUGUGUUUCCCAAGGAUGGACGAGGAGACUUUUAUUAAAAAUGAGUUAUUUCUAUAUCCUUUCUAAUCUUUUUCAGUAUUAAACGUGAACAAAACAAAGCAGAGAGGAGACAAAUGGGUUUUGUCUAUGAUACCAGUAAUGUUGCAGAAUUAAUAACUUUUUACUAAGGGGUUGGCAUCUUUAGCCAAAAUGUGAAAAUUGAAAGGAUAUAUUGAAUGUCUGUUAUGGAAAGUGGGUGAACGCUAUUGAAGCAGCGAAUGGAAAUGCUGAGAGUAUAAUUUCUCCACCGUGUACUGUGCAGGACAUGCAGAUCUGGUACACAAAAAAUCAACCCUUUCAGCAGGCAGAGAGGAGCAGUACUUUUACAAGAUUUCAAUAUCAUGAGAUGCACUGCUGCAGUACUCAGUGCAUUUUUCAAGUGCAUUUUUGAUCAAAGGAAAGUAAUUUCCACAGCAGAAUUAGACCUAGAGGGUUAAAUCAAUCAAGCUUUGUUAAAUGACCUGAGGUUAACAACAGAGAAAUGUACAGGGCCUAGAAAAAGAGAACUCCCUAAUCUGCUUUUUAAAAUUAUCUGAAAUUAUGCAGUAGUAGAACUGUGAGUGAAGUAAAUUAGAAAAAAUGAGAAAACCCAAAGAAUUAGGGAGAGCUGAAAUCUCUAUAUAAAUUACACAGCGCAUAUGUCAUAUUUCUGUGAAUCUCAGAAAGAAUAUCUGCAACCAUCAUAGUGUUCUGCAGGACUGUAUGUGACAUUGGGUAACACUGUGCUUCUGCAUUUGCUUUAUGAGCAGUGCAAAGAUGUUUAAAGUGCCCUCCUCUGGUCAUGUGGAGAUACUACAACAAAAACAUACUUGGAAUUUGGGGAUUUUUUAGAUUUGUAUAGAAAAAUCAGUCUAAAUGGCAUAAUUUUGCUGCAACAACUUAACUCUAAUGUCCAGAGAGAAUUAUCCUUAAUUAAAGAGAUCUGUAGAAUCUGUACUGUAGCAUCCUACUGACCACUUCAGAAGAUAUCUGAUUCUCAAGUUAGCUACAAUUAUGAGAAACAAGGUAUUUCACUCUGAACCGCAGAGAGUUAGUUGAUAAGAGCCAUACACUUUCAGAGAAAAGUAGAUUGCAUUAUCUGUAAUAUUUCAGUCUUUACAAAGCCAAAUAAAAUGUGUAAAAGUUCCUUGUAUUUCAAAGAAGCAAGUAUGUAAACUUGAUGUUAAAUGUGUUAAAUGUAGUAUUCUAAAUUGUAUCAGUUAGAUAGUUUAACUAAGCAAUUAGAAGACCUAGAUCAACAGAAUAGGAGCUGCUGUUUUGCAUAGGAUAUACACACAACCUAUAACUACACCCAUAUACACGUUAUGUGAGUUGUCAACAAGAUAAAAAAAAAGCCCAUUGGCAGAGAAUCACAUUUUCUGGCUUACGCAAAAGAUUGUCAUUAUCUUUCUUGCUUUAAUUUGAGAUUGUGCAGUGCAGAGGGGGUUUCUUAUUAUUAUUUUAGCUUUAAUUGUUCUGUCAUUCAUGAAACGGAGCUGCUUGAGUAUCCUGUUAGAGAUGACAAGGGCUUUCCAUGUCUAAUCAUAUACAAAAGAAAAAAAAUAAAGUUACAUUCCACAUUAACAUGAAUGGUCUCAAAAAGAAUCAGAAAGCCCUCGUGGGCUAAAUCACAACUGUAACAGGCAGGAAAAACAUUUGGGGUAUUUAAGUUAUUGAUGUUCUGGCAUUAUUUUAUGGGACACAAAACGAACAGCAAAAUGUAAUAUUAAAUUAUAGAACUACUAUAUAAAUGGAAAUAUUAGACAAACCCCCAGUUACAUGUGUGACCCAUUUAUUUUACAGCUUUGGGAGCAGAUAAAUAUAAUGUGCAAUAAGUCUCUUUUUCCUGCUUAAUUUUGCCCUAUUUAAAGGCAGCAAUAACUGAAGUAAACUAAUUAAAAAUGGAGAAGGAAAAAUUACAGUUGAAUAAAAUCAGAACAGAAGCAUCAGUAAACAGCCCACCAUUGUGCCAUUGCCAGUUCUGUGUCUCUUUCUGCAGGGACUGAAAUGAACGAAAAGGAGAUGAAAGUGAUCCACACUUGUCUUGAAAUUAGGAGUGAACAUUGGCCUCGCAGAUGUCAAUGAGAGGUUUGCCAUUGACUUGAAUGGGGCAGGAUUUCACCCAAUAUCUGCUCAGUGGGGAAAACAGUAUUCGUUUUCAGUUAUUUGAAGCUUUAUUAUUUAAAUACCCAACAAAUAUUACAAAUAAACUGGGAUUCUCAUAGGUAGAUAAAGAUUUUUAGCUUGAGCUUGAGGGUGCAACUUAAGGAUGAAACAUUAGAUUUUUUAACAAGCAGUAUUUCCAAACAACUUACAGUAUUUUACAUAUCAUGUUUUUAUUUCUCAAGAUAGAAACAAAUUAAUAUAGCACUUAAAUAUGUAGGGCCAGAUUGCUGUACUCUUGUACUAGAUGAAAUCCUGGGAGCUUUGGCAUUGACUUCAGUGGAACCAGAAUUCCACCAUUGAAUAGUACCUUGCUCCUCUAGGAAAUUCCCACUGAGUUCUACCAUUUGCAUGGAAAAUCAUUCUAAUGCAGUAAUUUUCCUGCAACAGCUUAACUUAGGAGUUCUGUUCACCUAUGGAGGUCAAUGGGAAUACUUGAGCAGUAGAGGAGUCUUCACAUAAGUCAGUUGGUCUACUCAGAUAAAAAAAAUUGUGUGAAUAAGGGAUUGCAAAAUGAGAAACAUGAGAUUUUUCGUAGCAAAUGAGAGAAAAUGGACUAUAAUACUGAAAUGAAAACUGCAGUUUACUUUUUCAGCUGGCACACCAGAGACUUAUGUAUUUCUCUCCUAUUAUACUGUUGUAGCAGACCAUAGGAUUUUACUCCUGACGUUUUUACUAUAGUCAAUUCUGAUAAAUGAAUUUAAAGGAAUAAAAUCACCCAUGUUACAUUUUUAUUUAAUAAAUAUGCAUACAUUAUAUUCAGAGACCCCACCAACUAUACAGCAUCAAAGUUAAACAUAUUGAGAUCAGGUUAGUCCUAGCAUGUAAAGCCACCUUACUUCAGGCACUUAACAUUUAAGUCAGGCCCUAAAAUGCCAUUAGCUUUAUAAAUACAUGUGGGUUUUCUUUGUCUCUGUAGUUUCAGAAUUUGGAGUGCAUAUGUCAUCUUCUUUUGUUCACUGCCAUGAAGGCCAGAAACUUACUUUAAAAAAGUAUGGAGAAAUUCUGCUGUGUUCAUGUGACUUACAGAGUUCAGACUUUAAGAAAAACACUAAAUACUAUGGGACCUGCAAUAAAAUCACGAGAGAUGAUAAAAUUGUUUAUUGGAUUAAUUUGGCUUAUUAAAGUCAAGGAAGUUACAGUUUACUGGGGCAACAUUCUCCAUGUACAUAUCCUCAAAACAAGCUAGUGUGUAAACUUAUAGUGCAUUUAACUACUCUGCAGCAACUGCCAGUGUGUGAAUACACCCUGUAAAUAUCAGACAGCUUCCCUCUCCAUGAAAGUGGGGUAAACCAGUUUAUAUUUGCUGUGGAUUAACAGUGUGUACACAGGCAUUUGCCAUAAAGUAGGUAUUGCUUGCUAAAUUCACUACCUUGCUUUAUUCAUAAUAACAUACCAAUAGCAUAGCAUACCCAUAAUCUGCCUCACAUAGGUAUGAAUCCAGGAUAAUUUUGCUGCAAUGAUUUCUAUUCAUACUAAUGCAGCUAAGAGCAAAGGUCUGGCUCAACAUCUCUACUGCUUAGUGAAUAUUUAAAGAAAAGAUUUUCACUUGAUUAAUAAAAUGUCAAAAAGUAAGGUAAUUCUGAAGGCUCCUAAGUUUUAUCUUUGAGAAAAUAACCCAUGCUUACCAACAUUCAGAAAUCACAGUCACAAAUGAUAUGUGUCUGAUUUCCCUCGGUGCACAUAAGAGUGACUGGAUGCAAAGAAGGAUCACUCACAGGCUGCCUACCAGUAAAAUGUCACAGUGAACUAACAAAGUAUCUAGGUUAUGUGAUAAAGACACAACUGUGCAAAUGAAAUAACGUCAACGAGUAAACACCAUAGAAAAAUCAUAUUAUUACACAUCACAAUAAAAACAAGGGAAAUUAUCUCAUUUUCCAGGAGUUAGUAUUUCCUGGUAAAACCUGUUUACAUGGCAAUAAGCUUUUACAUCUAGCAUCCUAAUUUUAAAAGGCUGACUUUUAAAUUUUGAACUUUUCCGGAUAGACAUAUAAUGAAGGGAGGUUGUAUCUUACAAUUCCCACUGUCAUAGCUAGUGAAAUCAUGCUUCCAUCCUUUGGUUGUGCAGUUAAUCACACAGCUGCUUCCCUGAUUGUAAUCAAGUGUAUGAGAGUUUCAGAAUUGUUCUGUGAUUAUAUUUAUAUAGAAAUAGUUUGACAGUUUGUGACCUUGAAGUCUUGAUUUCAGUAUGCUCCUUCACUCUCAUAAAGUAAACUCUUAAUGAACCCGUUGAGUCUGAAUUAACAAAUACAGGAGUGAGCCAAAUUUAUCCGGUAUUCAGGUAACUGGAUUUAUGUAACAGAGCACAUACCUAAAUGAUGACAAUGAUGAAAAAAAUCAGCCUCUGUGAGCAAGUGCCAGAUACAGUAUGUUAGUGCAAUAUAAUAUAUCAAAACCAAUCAGCUAUUUGCUUUCUACCCUGUAUUUCAAACCCAGUUAUAAAAGUAUAUGUUUACAUGAACAUUUAAAUAAGUAUGCUCCAUGUUCAUUAUUAAUAAGAUAGCUCUGAUGGAGGAAAUUUUUUAAUGGAUGAUGAACCCUUUCUUUAGCAUAAUCUGUACCUCAGACAUUCAGGGCCUGAUCCAGUGCCUACUGAAGUCAGUAGAAACAAGUUCAUUGACUUCACUGGCUUUCAUUCAGGCCAUUAGAGUCUACUUCUGCAAUGUCAUGAAAGACCUAAAUUCUGUUGUAUCCAUUGUGCAAUGAAUUUGCUUUAUACUUCCCAGGCCCUGAAAAUAAUCCUUAGCCACGUUACCCUGAGACACAUCCGUGCAAUCUUUGAAAGGAAAUAAAUUACGAGGAGAAAUCUUCAAUAUUUUUCUAUACUUUAAAUUCAAGUAAUGUACAUAAAAACAACAUAUUUUACAAGGCUCUAAUCCUGUAGCCAUUCCCGUGCCCAUCCAGGACUCCACUGAAGUCAACAAAGGCACAGACACUGAGGUUUCUGCCCAUACAGGACCAACUGCAGGAUCAGUUCCUUGCUAAUCACGUUUUUCUAUGGGAGCCAAAACCAUGUGUAGGAUUCAAGAAAACCAGCUACCCAAACUAGAUUAGAUCAGCUUUGGAGACCUUUCCUGGAACAUCAGUCUAGCUCAAUGGAAUGCUGCUUUUUCCUACUAGGCGAUGUGAUUUAGAACCUCCUUCCUAUUGGAUGUGAAACAGCAUUCCCCUGACAUAAUAGCAUUCCUGAAAAGUCUUGCUUUUUCCUAGUCUUGGACAGUUUCAAAUUAGUCCAUCUGCUGAAAAACACAGCACUGACUGACUCACCACAUGCUUUAGGCUUCUUGGAGUCUUAAAGUUCAAGUUAGAUUUCUAUUCAGAUAAAAUUAAAUAUGUGUACAAUAACUAGGAGAGACUAGAAUGAGAUAUAUCUUUAUUUUACCAUUUUAAAAUGGCUAUUUCACUGCAUAAAAGGAACUUUUUAUUUUUAUUUUUUUUUGGUAUAUUGAUAUUGAAAAUAAAAUUUUAACUUUUGGUUCAAAAUAAAACAUAUUUCUGUGGGUUUUUUUUUUCCUUUAUACACAUAAUUAUCUCUUAGGUGUAAUAAUUUGCUAUAUCAUGUGUGGUUUUUGAGGAGAUAAAGGCAAUUCUCUGCCCAUCAGACUGUAAUAUUCCUACUGUAUAUCUCACCUCAUACCACACUUCUACCAUCAUUUUAUAUAUCUAUUCAUGAACGCAUACAGGACCACUGUGUCUCUAUUCAUGUAUGUGCAGGUAUGUGUUUGUGUGAUCUUUUUCAAUGUAUUAAUAAAUUUAAUUAUUUUCUA
Gavialis gangeticus (Gharial) is the source of this 7043-nucleotide messenger RNA. It is a transcript of the gene ELOVL6, whose product is annotated as ELOVL fatty acid elongase 6. Gene Ontology annotation, biological process: very long-chain fatty acid biosynthetic process; fatty acid elongation, saturated fatty acid; fatty acid elongation, monounsaturated fatty acid. NCBI's taxonomy places the organism in Eukaryota, Metazoa, Chordata, Crocodylia, Gavialidae. The record is from RefSeq and is a predicted model, not a curated record. Gene Ontology annotation, molecular function: fatty acid elongase activity. The coding region runs from base 138 to 785 and encodes 215 amino acids. Gene Ontology annotation, cellular component: endoplasmic reticulum membrane. The transcript has 4 exons.